CGCUAGUAAGCUAUUAAAUCAUCAAUUCUUACGGAGAAAAUUCCCUACCGGAUACGUUCCAAUGAGUGGUGUAAUUAAAGCAGAAUCCUUACUGCUGGAGGAUAGACAGAGCGUUAAGAAAAUUAAUAACGGAAAAGAACAAUGGGGUAAUGGCUUGGAAUUUCUUUUUUCAUGCAUCUCGCUGUCGGUAGGUUUGGGCAACAUUUGGCGUUUCCCGUAUAUUGCAUUUCAGAAUGGUGGCGGUACUUUUGUAAUUCCGUAUCUGAUAGUUUUAUUGAUUAUUGGGCGACCGAUUUACUACAUGGAAAUAUUAGUGGGACAAUUUUCAGGUAAAGGUUGCUUACAAGCCUUUAAUAUGGCUCCAAUACUCAAAGGAGUGGCCGCUGGACAAGUUCUAGCUACCAUCGCUUCUAUCACCUAUUAUUCAAGUGUUAUGGCUUUGACCUUGAGAUUUUUAUUCGUUGCAUUUUUUCCCGUUUUACCAUGGAGUUAUUGUCGUCCUAACUGGGGUUCCGAAUGCUUAGAUGCGAAUAGUAUAGAGAACAAAACCAAUAAAAUUUCCCCGGCUGAAUUGUAUUUUCACAAAAUCGUUUUACGGGAAUAUGAUAACAUUGAUGAAGGCAUUGGUUUACCCAAUUGGGACUUAGUUAUAUGUUUAGCUAUAUCUUGGUUUAUCAUAGGUGCCGUACUUAUAAAAGGUAUUAAAAGCUCUGGUAAAGUGGCCUAUUUUUUAGGCACCUUUCCUUAUAUUAUUCUCGUGGUGUUAUUGAUUAGAGCGGUAACUUUGCCCGGUGCUAUGCAAGGAAUCAAAUUUUUCUUUACACCAGUAUGGAAGAACUUGAUAAACCCUAUGGUUUGGUACGCUGCCGUAACUCAAGUGUUCUUCAGCUUAGCAAUUUGUUUUGGCACUUUAAUAACCUACGCUUCCUAUAACAACUUUUCUCGUAAUGUGUACAAUGACAUUGUCAUUAUUACCACUAUGGACACGUGCUCGUCUAUAAUCGCUGGCAGCAUUACCUUCGGAAUAGUCGGACAUUUAUCUUAUGAAACCAAAAGUAGUAUAGCCGAUGCAGUUAAAGGGGGCGCUGGGCUUGCCUUUAUAACUUAUCCAGAUGCUAUAGCUAAAUUUAAGAUUCUGCCGCAGGCGUUUGCCAUUCUUUUCUUUUCCAUGCUGUUUAUUUUAGGCGUAGGCAGUACCGUUGGCAUGGGUUCUUGUAUAAUCCGUGUAGUAAAAGAUCGAUUCCCCCUCAUAUCAAAUUGGUCAUUGUCUGUGUCUUUAUCAGUGAUUGGUUUCAUGUGUAGUUUAGUGUACAUGACUCCUGGCGGGCAAUUUAUACUGAACUUGGUAGAUUUUUACGGUGUUUCAUUUACUGCUUUAAUAUUGGCCAUAGGUGAACUUGUAGCGGUUGGUUGGAUAUACGGCGUAAAAAGAUUCUGUGAAGAUAUCAAAUUCAUGCUGGGCAUGAAUACAAGCAUUUAUUGGCGUUUAUGCUGGUCUUUAAUAUCACCAGCUUUAUUGCUAUCAGUACUGAUCUAUACUCUUUUGGAUUUAAGGCCAUUAACCUAUAAAAAUCGAGAGUACCCUCGUGCGGCUCACAUCAUUGGUUGGUGUUUAACAACAUUAGGACUUUUACAAAUUCCUUUGUGGGCUGCCUACGAAUUUUAUCGCCAAGAUAACACAAGAGAUGUGAAAAAGAAAUUUUUAAAUAUUUUAAAACCUUCUCCGUCUUGGGGCCCUUUAAAUUCUCACUUGCACGAAGAGUAUAGUAAUCAACGUCUCGAACUGCAGAUCAACCAAGAAAAGAGCAAAAAUAUUUUUAAUAAAAUUUAUGAAAACAUAUUCGGAUGAUUGUAAAAAAAUUUUUUUUAAUCGGUGAAUUUAUCUAUAUUUAUAGCACAUUCCGUUUGAUAAAUACGUUUUG
Molecule: messenger RNA, 1922 nt
Organism: Glossina fuscipes
Lineage: Eukaryota; Metazoa; Arthropoda; Insecta; Diptera; Glossinidae
Gene: List
Product: sodium-dependent nutrient amino acid transporter 1
Exons: 10
Coding region: 62-1849 (595 amino acids)
Biological process (GO): sodium ion transmembrane transport
Cellular component (GO): membrane
Molecular function (GO): L-amino acid transmembrane transporter activity
Source: RefSeq, a predicted model, not a curated record